Molecule: messenger RNA, 2824 nt
Organism: Capsella rubella
Lineage: Eukaryota; Viridiplantae; Streptophyta; Magnoliopsida; Brassicales; Brassicaceae
Exons: 7
Coding region: 572-2638 (688 amino acids)
Source: RefSeq, a predicted model, not a curated record
UUAUUUUCAUUUUUCACUUCGACUACUAAUCAUUUCCUUUGAUUUUAUAACUUUGUUUCUUCCUUCAUCUUCUUCCUCUUCAUCUUCUUCUUCUUCUCAUAUCUCUCCAUAGGGAGAAGACCAAAGCUCUUUAAUGGCGAGAGGACCCAUCUCCAAGAAUAAACAGUAACCUUCAUUUAUUGUCCUUUGCAAAAAAUUUCCUCAAGGCCAAAUUUUUUAUAAAAACUAAAAGAAAAAUCUUUUCUUUUUAAUUACAUGGGUAGAUGAAGAGACAAGGGUCCCUAUAAUUUUCUCUUUAGAUCUUCAAAAACCCAAAAAACUCAAUCAUGUUGGGGAACUUUUCUUUUUCGUUUGUUAGAGAACAAAAAUCUAUGGCUUUUUUUUUUUAACUUUUCAUGUUUAUCAGUCUUCAUCACAAAGCUGAGUGCUUGAUUGGCUCCACAGACAGUCACUGCAAAAUAAAGUUCUCAUUUUUUUCUCUGACUCAUUUCAGCCAUAAAGCUCUGGUGGUUUUUGAAGAAUAUAAUUGAAGACGAGAGUGUUGAAUGAUUGGUGAAUUUGUUGAUCAUCAAUGGAGAAGAAGAGAUCACCAAGAAGCAGCAAGAGUCCUGGACCUGCAAUUUUCCCUAAAAGCCCUCUUGUCUACGAGAAUUAUAAGUCUGGUUGUGGUUGGAAACUGAUAAAUUUCUUCGAUUUCGGAAAUGUCAAAUCUGGUAAUAAGAGACUUAGUUCUGAGAAGAAAAAGUUCGUCAGAGAUUCUGCUGGCAAUGUUUAUACUAAAAGCCAGCUUGAUUUGCUCAAGAAGCUUCAUGACAAGUGUCAGUGUAACGAUCGGGUUGUGGAAGAAGAGAGUUCAUGUAAGCCUAAAACCAGGAGAAGAUCUUUGAGCUCUGAAAGGGAACAUGACAAGUAUGAAUCUAAACCUGUCCCGGGAUUACUAGAGAGAGAGAUAAGAAGGAUCAAAGAUCUAAAGGAGGAAACUUGCGAUAUCCCGGAUAAGCAAAAACGCUCUUCUUUCAGUGAAACUGAGAAGACAAGUGGUAAGGAUAAGCAAAAGGAUCUAAAGUAUGAGAGAGAUUGUAAGAAGAGUGCAGAGAUUAACCUUCAAGUUUGUGUGAAUGAAGCUGCUGAGACAUUGAUUUGUUCAAAGGCAGAGGAAAAGGGAAAAGACCGGUCUAAGCAGUUCAUGGAGGCUUUAGAUAUUCUAAGUUCGAACAAAGAAUUGUUUAUUACCCUCUUACAAGAUCCUAAUUCUUUCUCAGCGAAAAAAGGUCAAGACUUGGAAGGAUCUAAGGUAAAGGAACCACGGGAUAAAUCUCCAUCAUUGGCUGAUGAUUUAGAUGAUAUUGUUCUCUUGAAGCCUAGUUUAUCUAGCUCAGUUGAUGAUAAAGUCUACUUAAGAUUCAAACAUCUAGCCAAGAAGUUGAAGCUCGUUGUUGGAUCUAACAAAGACAGCAAUCACGCAGAAAACAAACCUGAAGGUAGCGAAACCGAGGCUGCUGCUUUGCGAACAAGCGAAGUCUCUACCAGUACAGUUGGCUACAGAAGCCCGGAGUCACCGGUGUUUAGGCGCAAGAAACGGGUUGAAUCUGAUGUUUUUAAGCUAAGUAUCGAGAACGAUGUUUUACCGAGGAGAUUCCUGGUGGAAAGGCAACAAGAGAGAUCAAACUCUUCACCGGUUUAUGAAGUUCCUUAUGCAUUGAGUAGCUUGCAGACAAAGCUCAAAGAGAGAAGACAGAAGCUGGAGAAGAAGAGAGAGAGCUUUAAAUUGUGGUCUUUGGACAAGAACUUUGAGGUUUUUGACCCGAAUCCGUACAAUUCUGAUCUAAGGUCUCUUGACGAUAGUUGUACAGAUUCAGCUGAGUACAGAAGUCUGAGAACACAUGUAGAAGACAGAUUCAUGGAAGGUAGAUGUCUCAAUAGCUCAUUAACGGAGUCGAAUUCUAGUCUAGAAAGACGAGAGAACAACAUUCAUGACCCAAAACAGGAGCAGGAGCAACCGAGUCCUGUCUCUGUUCUUGAAAGGAUUCAUUUAGAAGACGAUACAGUUGGUCUAGGAAAUCUGAAAAUUUCUAAACUCGAAGAUAAGAUUGGACUCUCUUUUAAUGAUCCACACAUCGAUCUAGUUGAGAAAGAAACUGUUCAUGAGUUUGUGAAGAAAGUUCUUAAAGCUUCAAGAUUGAAUUGGACUAAUCUUAUGGCAAGAUGCAGCGAGGAAACAUCACUACUCGAUGAAUUCUCACACGGUAAUUACAACAACGACCAGCUUCUUCUUGUUCUUGAUUACACCGACGAGAUUGUCCGCGAGAUUUACCGUCAAGACAUCAAAUUUUGGCCUUUCACGUCAUCGGGUAGUUCAAGAGUCGUCAAUCUACAACCAUCCCUUAGAGAAGAAGACCUGAUUCACAAAACGUUGAGACAUUUUGACUGGAGUUUACUCUGCUCUGACUCUCCUACAAAAUCAUUGGAUCAGAUAAUUGAAACUGAUCUGAUAAAGCCAUGUCUUUGGUCAGAUUUUGGUGGUGAAUCUGAAGGCAUUGUGUCUGACCUUGUGGAAAAGAUUCUGCAACAAGUGUUACUUGAAUUCGCCCAUGAGCUAAGAACAAUGCAGAGGAGCCUAUUAUGUGGAUUAAUCUAAUUACUUGGGAACUAUUCAACAUUUUUUUUUGUCUGUAUAAAAAAAUUUAAAAUUUGAGAAUCUUCUCUUGAUGAAUAGUUUUAGUUUAUCUAUCUAAAGUUAAAAAAGAUUCGAUCUUUGAUUCUUUGGUUGGUCUGCUUCAAGUAAAAGCUUCUGAAUCAUUGAAAAGGUUUUGACUUUUGACCA